CGAAUUUUAAACCAAAACAAAAUCUUCGAACAAAAAUUAAAUUUUCGAAAAGAAAGCGAGACCCUUAACCCCCCAAACACCAAAACAAUGUCCCUCAACCCCUGGGAAUAAAAUAUUACUACCCCUUACCUCCCCCGAAUUUCACGAAACAUAAUUAUGAAAAAAUCCAACACCAACAAAAUGCAUCACAUCCAGCGCAAACCCUCCAAUGAAACCCUGGCCAGUGUGGGCAUGGACAGUACCCUGGAUUCGCGUAUGUCCAGCACAGAGGUACCCCAAAUGGAGUUACUGAAGGUGAAUUAUGUGCAUCAGUGUAAAGAGGCAUUGAUGACGAAAACAGGUUCAAAACCCAAUUACAGUUAUAUGGAAUAUAAACGGAGUUUGCCUCCCGUCCAACUAAUACCCUCCCAACAGCAGCGUGGCAAAAAUGUGGCCCGCAUAACGGUGGUCAAUCGUUAUGAGGCGCCCAACAAACCCCUGCCACCGUUGCCACCACCCACCGUGGAAUCUUGGCAGUUUUUGCAAAACACCUCAACACCACCAUCCCAAAAGCGUACCACCAACUCCCCACCCAAAUUUGUUAAACCCCCUACUUCCUCCAGUUCCGUCUCUGUCUUCUCCGAUUCAUCGGCCAGUUGCUGCCACUCAUCAUCCUGCGAUACGGGCUGUGAAUCGGACAGCACCAUCAAUGGGGAUGUGGAAAAAUCCAAUAGCUGGGAUUAUCGCAAUCGCAUUGCCACCUGUGACAUACGGCGUGACAUAGCCAGGGCUGGCAUCAAAUCUCGGGCAGAUCGCAUUGCCCGCAUAGAGUUGACGGAAUGUGAACAUGGUUCACCCAAGUCCAAGGAGGCCGUGGCCAAAAUCAAUAAAAUGUUUGAGCAGCAAAAGCAGUCAUCCCGGCAAUUGCCACCACAACCCAGUCGGCCGGCUCCAGUGCCACACAAGGAGCCCAAUCGUAGGCUAAAGCCUCUGGCGCCUCAACCCGAAAAUCAGGAUAGAUUCCGGCAAUCUUUGAGUAUUAAGAGUUCGGAGGAGUGCUUGGAAUGUCUGUCGCAACAGGAAUCGGAACAGGAGGGGAGUAAACGAUCCCAAGAUUCCAAUAAAUUUGUGACAAGGAAACCCAUAUCUAGGAUACCCAAACCCAUACAGGAGUCCCGAUCUUCAGCCAGCCAUAAUCGGCAGGAAGCCUUUAGAUAUGUGGACAAUGAAAAAACCUCUGUGGCAGAAACUCCUCCUCCUUCUCUUAACAUAGAUCAAAAUCUCUUGAGGAACACCCGCUUGCCGGCCGGACAAUAUCAAAAGGCCAAGGUGGAAAGGGUGCACAUACGGAAGAAACGACAACCUCUGCUGAUUAUCAAUCAGCUGAACGAACCCGAUGACAAACGGCCGGAAAAGGCCGUCGAGGAAAGGGACAAAAAUACCUGUGGCUAUAAAAAUUGCAACUUCUCCAACUGUCCCAUGUCCCGGUCGCAACACGAUCUAACUCACUUGCAACAUGAAGAGGACCAACUGAAACGUUUAUCGCUGGAAAGUAAUUCUGAUUCCGGAGUCUCCUCCUCGAAUGAUGAACAUAAGAAACCCCUCUCGUCCACCACCUCCUCCUCGUCCUCCUCCAAGGUGGAUAAUUUAAAAAACCUCGAAAAGUGCUCGGAUAUUAAAAAGGCAUCCGAGCACUUUCCGCCGGACACCUAUGCCUAUGAUAAGUACAAACUUCCCAAGGAUUAUGAAGACCCGCCAAAGGGUUCCCACAUAACCAUUCAAGUGGGCAAGACGUCCAUUACCUCGUUUUCGGGUCACUACAACACAGCCAAUGAUCCCAAUGAUGUUACAAAUUUUUCCAAGAAAAAUCUCACCAAGGCCACACCAAAUGAGGCGCUCAACAAUUCCAUUACCAAAUCCCUGACCUCCAUUAACUCCAUGGGAGCGAAGACGACUCCUACCAAGCAGUGCAAUAUUGAAAACGAGCAACGUUUGAAAAUUCAAAAUAAUUUACAAAACAAUAAAUCGGAGAAAAAUUUGACAAAAAUCAAAAUCGAUGAUGAUUGGAUAAUGGACACGAGUGGGGAGCAUCAUCAUCAUCACCAGGAUGAGGAUUUUAUUGAAGCCGAUUCGUUGAUGAUCAAUGAACAAAUGUCACCCACGGCAGCUGCUGGAGGACUUAAGAAACCUCUGAACACAGGUGAUAAUUCGGUGAAAAUUUUUGUGCGCAGCUCUGGCCAAAAUGCCCAUGACUUGACUCGAUCCUCCUGUAUUUCGGCCCACUCGUUCGUCUCCCAAACCUCGGUGUGUACCCAGAAUUCCACUGCACACUCAACCUGUUCUUCUAGCAGCUGUUGUAGUUCUGCUUCCUCGGCCAGUUCCAGCUCAUCAUCGGGUUGUUCUGCAGGCUCCCAUGGUGGGGACAAUCAAUCCAUUUGCGAUUCGGAACGUGAUUGCUGUUGUCAAUUCCCGGACUCAAAUGGUAUAUUUUUCCAGCGCCCCUCCUCGGUACUCUCCGAUGAUCAAAGGGCCUGUGCAGGGUCAUCUUUGAGCAGUACGGAUGCCAUUAGUGACAUUAGCAGCUGCGUUACCUGCUCCUCGGCCCAAAGUACAGUCGUGGUGGCGCCCAAUGCGAAUAACUCCAAACAAUUGGCUUGUUGUCAAGCCGAUAGUGGGGUGUUUUGGAACAACUCCUAUGGCUGUUUGGAGGAUGGUCGCCAGGCGGAUGAGGAAAAUGAGGACUUACCCUGCUACUGUAGUAUGUCCAGUUGUGAUGAGGAUAAUUGCUCCUAUUACGAAGGAGAGACGGGGAAUAGUCGGAGAGACGAAAAUCAGCUGCAGCAGCACCAACACAAAGGGGAUAACAUUAAAAUCGAAAUAAAAAACUCAUAUCGCCAAGAAGAAGAAGAAAAACAAGUCAAUGCGAAUCUACGAAAUCCCAACACAAAUCGACAUCAAUUACAACAGCUACAACAUCAGAGCAAUUCUUCAACUGCUACUCCACCGCAAUUGCCCAAGCGUAAUGCACGCAUGAGCACCGGCAAUCAAUUGUUGAGGAAGACUGAUGUUAUUCACGAAUUACGUCCCCGAUCCAUGGAUUGUGCCAUGGACUCGGGUGUUUCACUGAACGGUGACAAUGGUUGUAACUCCGAUGUCGGUGAAAGUCAACAGGACAUGGAAGCCCGACGUUUGAAACGUGGCCAUGUUCUAACCGAACUAUUGGAAACCGAACGUAUCUAUGUCAGUGAAAUGAGUUCAAUAUUAAAGGGUUACUGUGACCAAAUGCAUUCGGAAGAGAUGAUGCACCUGGUACCGGCCAGUUUACAGGGCAAAGAAGACAUCCUCUUUGGUAAUCUCCAUGAGCUCUACACAUUUCACAAUGACGUUUUUCUCAAGGAUUUGGAGAAUUGUAUAUCCACCACGGAACUGGUGGCAUUAUGUUUUGUACAAAGGCGUGAUACUUUUUACCGUUUAUAUUCGUUCUACUGCCAAAACAUCCCACGAUCAGAUCGUCUGCGUGAAACCCUGGUCGACACCCAUCUCUUCCUGCAAGAAUGCCAAAAACGUUUGGGCCACAAACUGCCCCUAGCCGCGUAUCUGCUGAAGCCCGUUCAGCGUAUAACCAAAUAUCAAUUGUUACUUAAGGAUCUGUUGCGAUUCAGUGACAACGGCAGCUGUACCAAAGAAUUGCAAAAGGCUUUGGACUGUAUGCUGAUUGUGCUGAAGUGUGUCAACGAUUCAAUGCAUCAAGUGGCUAUCACGGGAUUCCCGACCGAUUUAUCUCAACAAGGCGAGUUAUUGUUGCAAGAUUCAUUUCAAGUAUGGUCUGAGUCGAAAAAAGACAUCCGUCUGCGCAUAAAACCCCAACAAAGACAUAUAUUUUUAUAUCAAAAAUCUAUGCUAUUUUGUAAGCAAACUUCGAAACCGGGCCACAAUAAGAGCACCUAUCAGUUCAAGCAUUAUCUAAAGAUGUCUCAAAUCGGUCUAACCGAAUCCGUGCGCGGUGAUACAAAACGUUUUGAAGUUUGGUUACAGGGCCGCCAAGAGGUGCACACGCUGCAGGCGCCAACACUUGAAAUCAAAAACAAAUGGGUGGCGGAAAUCAAAAAAGUUCUGCUCACCCAACUGGAGGAGCUGAAAGGUGAGAAAAUCAAACAGUACGGUUUGAAUCAUCGUGGCCUACGACAGACCACAUCAUGGGAUACACCCAAUAUAUUGUUGGGCGGUCCCGGUCGUACCAUUAGUUGUGAUGCAUCGUCGGAAUCAUCGAAUCGUAACUCGAAUUGUAGUAGUAGUGAUGAUAAUUGUGCAACCAUCAGUUUGGGCAGUGGUAAUAGUGGUAGUGGCAGUGGCAUAGGUAUGAUGGCACCCUGUUCAAAUAUAUCGCUGAUAUCUGGUAUAACAGCUAAUUCGAUAUCAUCCAAUACAACAGCAGCAUCGGCGACAACGGACAAGGAACACAAUAAUGAGGCCUGCGGUUGGAGUUCCGACUAUUCGAAUAGUGAGGAUGAAAUGUCGACGGCAGAUGAUAACAGCAGUACACCGGGAAGUAAAUAUGUAGCCUUAGCCGACUAUGUGGCCGUCGGCCACUCGGAGGUGUCGAUGCGUGAAGGUGAUACGGUUGAACUGCUUAAGGUUGGCUGUGCCGGUUGGUGGUAUGUGCGAAUAUUAGAUACCAAUGCUGAAGGUUGGACCCCAGCCGCGUACCUGGAAUCAAUCAAUCGAAAAUCUUCUCGAUCAUCUAGCCGGAACCAAGAACGUUUAAAUUUGCAAAAAAUGCAGGAAUAAGGAGAAAUAAAUGUGUCACUGACAACAACAACAACUAAAUACAAAACACCCCCUCCCUGUGCCACAAUGGCCAAGUGAAAUUCUAAAACAACAAAACAAAGUUCUUUAUUUCCGAAUACUAUAAACUAAAUUAUUAUAAAAUUUAUCUAAUAUUUAUCUAUAACCAAAUAUUAGCUAUGCAUAAUGUCUAUGGCUCCUCUAAUGAUGCACGCGCUUUAAUCUAAACAACUACAAAAAAAAAAUCAAAAACCCAACAAACCAUUUGAAAACGAUGAUAUUGAAAUGAUAAACCUUAAACAAAAAGCACAACACACUUAACUUUUGGGCCUUGUCUUUAGAUGUCUAACUCAACUAUAUACAUUUUUUCAAUUACCACAUAGAGAAAAAAGAAGGAGAAGAAGGAAAAUAACCAAAAACUAAAAUUUCAAAUAUCAAUCAAUCAAAUAUUUCUCUGAUAAAAAAUUAAGAAGCUUAAAGAUUUUUUCUCUCUCUCAGCCUCCUUCAAUCCCACAAACGAACUUAAUCGAAAUGUUGUAAUAAACGAGUAAUGUACUUUUUCUAAAUGCUUUUCCAAAAUCAUUAUUAUAAAUUAUAAACAAGAGUGAACUAUUCGUUAAGGAAAAAAACAAUAUUGAAAAUCCUUAAAUUUGUAUGCUAAGAAGAAGUAAUCGUUAAUCAAAAAUAAAAUCAUGUUUUUUCGAAUUAAGUUAAGGAAAAUACUUACAUAAAUGUAAUUCAAAAUUAAGGCAAUAAUUUUCUUAAUCAUAAGUUCUAGUCUGUAAAAUUUAUUCUCAAAAUUUGUUUAUUUAUUAUCAUUUUUAUUUUAUUUUUGUAAUGCAAGUAGAGUUGUUGAAUUUAAACCAAAAUCUAUGAUUUAAUAAUAAAACAAAUAAUUGAAAUAAGUCAAAUAUUUAUUGUGUAAUGAUGCUUUUAACAGUUUUCUUAAAAAUCUUAAAAAUAUUUUUAUUGACUCUGUUUCAGAACUUGCAAGAAUAUACUACUUGUGUAGUUUUUCGAUAUCAUAAAGGGAAAAUCGGUUAUGGUAGUAAAAAAAGAUUUUUGCAGUUCUGGAACAGACCAAUUGAAAAAUUUUAAUGUUAGAUCAUUUACAACAAUGUUGUACAUUUUUCAACAGACCUUAUUUCCCAUGUCAUUUAUUACAGAGGCUAACUGAUAGCAAUGAAUUUGACGAUUUAAAUGUACAGUAAAAGUCCUAGACAAUAUUGUUCAUUUCAAGUCGUUCAUUUUUUAACAAACCUUAUUUUUCAUGUCAUUCAAUGAAGAGGCUAACAAAUACUAUGUUUUUAAGUCGUCUUAACAUCCAUUAUAACAAUCAAGAAAAUAGGCAAUUUAAAUCUACUGGAGAUUUCAAAUGCAGUACAAUGUGAACAUACUAAAGCUUUUUCCUUCAAUAUAAUAUAUUUUCAAGCAUGCAAAAAGUAUAGUAGCGUACUUUCGAAAACACAUCCUCACCUAUAAAAAAUUGUUCUAGAUAUUACAAGAAUAGCUAUUCAAUAAAUUCUCGUAUUUAAUUGUACACUCAGCCAUAUGGCUAGUUAUACCCUCAGCCAUAUGGCUAGAUAGGGUAUAUAUAAUUUGAUACGACCAAAACGUGUCUCAUCGAAAUAACGGUUUUAGACCCUAGGUCUCUUUGGACCAAAUCCGUUUCAGGACAUUUGGAGUCGAUCUAGGAAUGUCCGCCUGUCUGGCUGGCUGGUGCGCAGGAUAACUCUCGAAGUUAGUGUCCGAUUUGAUCCAAACUUGGUGCAUCGUAAUAUUAUUAUCAAACUUAGAUCAAGUACGGAGAUGGGCAAUAUCCUUCUCCUUCUGGUCCCACAAAAUGUCAACAUUUUCAAAGCAAGUAAUUUGCUGCACAGAAAGGUAGAGGAUAAUCCGAUUUUGCUCCAACUUUGCGAAUUCUAAUAUUUGCAUCAGGUGCGAAAGUGAACAAUGUCCUACCUCAAUAUCCUCCCCCACAAAGGAUCAAAAUUUUUCACAAUUAUAACUUUUAUAAAAUGCGAUGUUAGUGUCCGAUGAAAUCACACACAUAACCAUAUUUUUAUUAACCCAAGGUUUGGUGUGAAGAUGGAAUAUAUCGGUCCAUUCCUUCUGGUACUUACACCACAGAUACGAAAUUAACAUAAGACACGAAAUUAACAUCCGAUUUCAUUGGGACUUGGCAUAUCUCAAUAGUUCUAUCAACCUAAAGAUUACAUUAUAAAGAUGGUAGAUAUUGGAUUAUUCCUUCUGAUACCUCAUAUCUCAUAUAAAGUAGUCUAUAUAGUCAAAAUCUGGCAUGUUGUAAUAUUUUUAUCAGUCUUAGGUCGAAUUGCUCAAUAUUGCCCAACUGCUUCGGAAUAUCCUCCAUAAAGGGUCAACAGUUUGAAAAAACAUAACUCAAGGCUGGGGGUAUACAUCUGUCGGCAAAACCAACUGAUACUAUUUUACUUGUUUUAAUUGCAUUUAGUACAUAUCAUCUUAGUUCAGUGCAUUCCUUUUGUUUCUAAAGAUUCUUUUUUAUACCCUCCACCAUGGGUAGGAGGGUAUAUUAACUUUGUCAUUCCGUUUGUAACACCUCUAAAUAUUCGUCGUAGACCCCAUAAAGUAUAUAUAUUCAUAAUCAGCAUAAAAUUCUAAGACGAUUUAGCGAUGUCCGUCUGUCUGUCUGUCCGUCUGUCUGUCUGUCUGUCUGUCUGUCUGUCUGUCUGUUGAAAUCACGAUAGAGCCCACAUUAUUUGACGUAGACCUUUGAAAUUUGGCACAAGUGUGUGUAUUGUCCCUAGGAUGGUUGGUAUUGAAAAUGAGAUAUAUCGGUCCACGUUCUGGUAUAGUCCCCAUAUAACGGUACCUCCCGAUAUUCGGUAUUUUGAUGAUUUAUGCCACAUUUUUUCACGGAUUUAUCUGAAAAUUGGUAUUUGUAGGUCAUGACGGGUCCCUGAGCGUGUGGCAAAACAUUGCAUGUAUAGGUCCACGUUUUGGUAUAGCCCCCAUAUAACGGUACCUACCGAUAUUCGGUAUUUUGAUGAUUUAUGCCACAUUUUUUCACUGAUUUGUGUAAAAGUUGGUAUUUGUGGGUCAUAAUGGGUCCUAGUUCGUGUGGCGAAACAUUGUAAUUAUAGGUGCACGUGUUGGUGUAGCCCCUAUAUAACGGUACCUCCCGAUAUUCGACAUUUUAAUGUUUUUUGCCACAUUUCUUCUAAAGUUCUUUUACCCUAGGGUGGAGGGUAUUAAAAGUUUGGCCCGGCCGAACUUAAUGUUUUUUUACUUGUUGAUAGUUCAUAUCGUUUUUUGGGAUUAUAGUUUCCCUUCAUUUCUUCUCAUGCUACAUCUUUUUUACCAAGCUUACUUAGACGAUGAAAUCUUGCUUGUUAUGAAUCAUUUUUCUCGAAUAUCUUGAAUUAGUUCAGAAUGACGUAAUACUCUCUCCGCUGUGAAGCAGUUCACAUAGAAUCACGAAAGGGACAUGCUGUUCCUUAUAUUUCUUUAUAUUUCAACAACAUCCCAUGUGCAUUCAAGUCAUUACAUCUUUAUGUCGGAAAAUGAGGUUCAAAUGAGUCAGUUUCAAUGAUUUUUUUUUAAAAUAUUGCAACGAAUAAUACUUCAACCACUUCUAAGGAGUCUUGCUGACGGCAUGAUCAAGAUGCGAAAUAGAAUGCAUCCAAUCCUCACCACGCCUUUGUGAAAAUCAUGACAUCUUUUACUUGAAAUGAUGUAGUCCGGAAUCACUUGAACUUAUCAUUGAGUUACUUUUUGGCAUUCUGGGUAUUUAUCGCUAACAUUUCUUGUAGUAUCUGGAUUAAGAGUAACUUCCUCAUGCAGACGGUUUUUUUUCGACCACGAAGGAUUCUUAUUUAUUAUUUCCAAUGCAAGUAAUUCGUGUAAAAUUAAUUAAUUUCCCUGAAAUCAAAUGAUUUGUAUCUAAAUACUAUCUAUAAUAAUUAAAUUAUUUACUAUUUAAAGAAUUUCUGGAUGACCACGGUAUGAAUCUACCUUGUCACACAAAGAGAAGUUUUAAAUUAUUCAAAACAAAUUUGUUGCCUAAAUGUGUCGAUGCUUAAACAUUACAAAUCUACUCUUCAAAUAUUCAAAUAUCGAAAUUAAGCAAUAUCCAAUUAUUUGAUUUACGACUUUGUUCGUAAAUCCAUAAGCAAACUAUUAAAGACUGUGGAUUCUGUUUCAAUUUAACAACUCUACUUUCUCGAUUUUGGGAUACAAUCAUUUAGAUUUGUUACGUAUUUCGUAAAUAACCAUCAUAUCAUCUUUUCCCGCAUCCGCUUUAUCAUUAUUUUCAUUAACAUGUAACCUCAUUUAUAUAUAUAUUUUUAAUCAAUAAUUUAUUAGCUAAACAAUCCAUUUAAACGGUAAACGUACUUAGGAACGAAAAAUUACAUUUUUUGUUGUUAAUUAUCACAAAUUCGGGGCAUUUUAGUUGUAGUUCAAUGCUGUAUUCAAAUAUACAAUAAUUAUGAUAAAAAAAAUUCACUUCGAUGGAAUGAUUAAAGUAAAUUAUUUGCUUUUGGGUGUGUGUGUGUGUAGUUGUUAAUGUAAUUUUAGAAUGCAAAAUGAAUGAAAUCUGUAUUUUUGUGGCUUUUAAAAAAGGCUUGUUUUUUUUGUUUUGUAUUUUUACAUUUAUUUUAUUAUUAUUAAUUAUCAUCAUUUUAUAUGAUUAUCGUUAUUUUUUAUUCAGUGUAGCUUUAAGUUCUCGAAAAUAAUGUAGAAAAUAAUAAUGUAUUUGUAUAUGUAGUUUAAUACUGUACUUAUAUUUAUGUAUUAUCAAAUAGAUUUGUAUAUUAAAACGCUAUUUUGCUAAGUAUAUUAUUAUUAUUAUAUAUUCGAUCAACAAAAACAAACAAUAAAUUAAUAUUAAUUUAUAUACGGAAAAUGAAUGAAAUAAAAUAAAAAUAAUUAUCCAAAAAAAGUAAGAAAUAAAAUUUAAAAAAUAUAUAAAAUUAUUAAUCAAUAA
This is a messenger RNA of Musca domestica (house fly), 9730 nucleotides long. RefSeq names its product guanine nucleotide exchange factor DBS. Gene Ontology annotation, cellular component: cytoplasm. The record is from RefSeq and is a predicted model, not a curated record. Gene Ontology annotation, molecular function: protein binding; guanyl-nucleotide exchange factor activity. Gene Ontology annotation, biological process: intracellular signal transduction. The transcript is spliced from 9 exons. The coding region runs from base 157 to 4767 and encodes 1536 amino acids. NCBI's taxonomy places the organism in Eukaryota, Metazoa, Arthropoda, Insecta, Diptera, Muscidae.